AUGCAAUUGGUGAUAUCAUUGGACUUCAGCGGAGAUAUCCUAACGGUCGACGUUCCAGACUCUCUAGAGCUAGACGAUUUCAAGGCGUAUCUCCAGGCGGAAACUGGAGUUGAACCCCAAGAUCAGAUCAUAAUAUUCAACAGCAAGACAUUGGUGGCAAACGCAACUUUGAAACAACUUGGGAUCAACGAUAAUGACUUGUUGACAUUAUCUAAAAAGACUCCACGGCCACAGCCGCAAACACAGACGUCCUCCUCGCAAGCACCACCACCGUCUCAGCAAAGUAGCUUCAACCCAACUGCAGGCCAAAUUAACAAUAGAAUUGAGAUGGUGAGACUACAGAUUUUAUCUGAUCCACAUACACUCGAGAAUCUAAGAUUGACCCAGCCAAGUCUUCAUAAUGCCAUCAAUGAUCCGGCCAAGUUUAGAGAAUUGAUGGAAGAGCAAGUGAGGGAGGAGCAAAGACAGUCAUCAUCGACACAAGCUGAACUCAUGAGAUUACAGCAAGAUCCAGAUAACCCUGAAAAUCAAGCAAGAAUCUUGGAACUCAUCCAGCAAGAAGCCAUUGAAGAAAAUAUGAAAUUGGCGUGGGACAUCAGCCCCGAAAGCUUUACUAGUGUCAACAUGCUCCAUAUUAAAUUGAAGAUCAACGGCGUGGAACAAGUAGCCAUGGUUGAUUCUGGUGCGGCCAUGACUGUUAUUAGCUCGGAGAUUGCUCAUGAAUGCGGUAUAUCGAGAUUAAUUGACAAGAGGUUUCAAGGCCAAGCUGUUGGUGUUGGAACUCAAAAUAUCGGGGGCAAGAUUCAUAGUGUGCCCAUUCAGAUUGAUGGCACUGGAAUUGAAUUGCCUUGUUCUUUUUACAUUGUGGACACGUCGGUGGGGAUUUUGUUUGGAUUGGAUAUGUUGAGAAGACAUCGUUGUAAAAUCGAUUUGAGUAGAGACGUGUUGGUGAUUGGCGACAACAUUGAAGCUAAAUUCUUGUCUGAGCUGGAAAUACCUAGAAAGUCGCUUGGUGGGAAUAUCUUUUCUCGAGAGUCAUAG
Messenger RNA from Lodderomyces beijingensis, 1041 nucleotides. The record is from the annotation of a GenBank genome assembly. Lineage: Eukaryota; Fungi; Ascomycota; Pichiomycetes; Serinales; Debaryomycetaceae.